AUGCUCUCAGCGCGGCAAGGCUUGAGUGAACAUGGCCACGAGGCCAACCGCACGACCAAGACGCAGUCGCGUCUGCCUUUUCUACUACUGAGCACCGACCCAAGCAAGGGCUCCGAAGGUGUGAUGGCGGCAGUCGCUGCUGCAGAACCCCACGUGAAGCAAACCGACACGGACCUGGAGAAUCUACAGGUGUCGGCUUGGAGCGCAGACACUAUUGACCCGAGAAUGCUCCACAUGGAUUUCUCAUCCAUACUCUUUGCAGACGAUGACUUGAUGCUCGGUUCAUCUGGUCAAGGAGACAGAUCCCUCGUCGAGCUCUCGGAGAAAUACACCUUUACAGAGCUCAAGCGGUAUGCCACGCGAGCAGCUGACAGUCUCGACCAUUUCCUUCCUGCCUGCCAGGCCGCAAACAUGAUCGUUUCACUACAAUGUAGCAUUGGCGACCCUAACACUCGCAAGCGCAUGGCCUGCCAGCGACAGCCGGCAGUAGUGGACGCGGCGCGCGCCGCCGGCUUUGUGGGAGUGGCGCACAGCCUUUGUGGAGGCACAGAGUGGACCGAUUUCCUCCAUCGCGAGGCUUGUAUCAGGCUUGUGACGAGCGUCUUUACAAACGACGCAUUGCUGACUUGCUUCUUCAACCAUCCUCCCUCCAUGGCGAUCGCUGAGCUCUCCGGAUCGAUGCCCAGCCCGAACGAAGUUUGGCAAGCAAAGUCGGAAGCCGAAUUCUAUACACACAGCCAUCAGCUGGAAGGGUUACAAGGGCAAAAAUCUUUCCGCGAGGCGAUCAAUGCGCUCAUGAGCGAACAAGCAGCGUACGCGGAGGCAGGCUUGGAGAAGCUGAGCCUCAGUCAGCUUCACACCACUGUGCUGGGCUGCCAACAUGUCGUUUUCAACUACAGAGCCUCUAUGCUCCCAAAGUCAGGCUUGGCAACCGUUAUGCGUGCCCUAGAUCGUUGGGCCUUGCUCUGGGCUACCGCCUUGGACCGCAUCGAACCGCAUGACCGCAAAUGGCUCGGGAUCGCCAAGUAUGCCCCCGAGAUCGCCUUCAUAUCUCGAAAGGUGCUCGAGGCUAUCUUGCGGGAGCAGGAGGGCGACUUGCGCUACCUCAGGCUUAUCGCAAACUACGACAGUAGCGCAUUUCAUGAACUUAUUUGCCAUUUCGCAACAGAAGCGGAAGCCUCGGUGUAG
This is a messenger RNA of Emericellopsis cladophorae, 1188 nucleotides long. RefSeq lists its product as uncharacterized. Bases 1 to 1188 code for a protein of 395 amino acids. Gene Ontology annotation, molecular function: DNA-binding transcription factor activity, RNA polymerase II-specific; RNA polymerase II cis-regulatory region sequence-specific DNA binding. The transcript is spliced from 3 exons. The record is from RefSeq and is a predicted model, not a curated record. Gene Ontology annotation, biological process: regulation of transcription by RNA polymerase II. Gene Ontology annotation, cellular component: chromatin. Lineage: Eukaryota; Fungi; Ascomycota; Sordariomycetes; Hypocreales; Bionectriaceae.